Exaiptasia diaphana is the source of this 2603-nucleotide messenger RNA. RefSeq names its product histamine N-methyltransferase B. The transcript has a single exon. NCBI's taxonomy places the organism in Eukaryota, Metazoa, Cnidaria, Anthozoa, Actiniaria, Aiptasiidae. The record is from RefSeq and is a predicted model, not a curated record. The coding region runs from base 64 to 954 and encodes 296 amino acids.
UCGCAUCUUUCUCUCUACGUGCUCUUCAAGCAGCGCAUUAAUAUACUAUAUGUGAUUUUUCGAAUGGAUACUCAUGAAUGUUUUCAUUGGAAAGGAACUGAAGAGAAUUUCAUGAAAUCUUUUAAUGUAUUUCUUGGGAAAUCUGGACAAGUCUGCAAGGUUAUCAACUCACUCCGUUUGCAUCUUCCAUCGACGUUGAAAUACAUCCUUGAUGAGCCAAAUCCACACGAUGGUAUCAACAUUUUAAGUAUUGGUAGUGGAGACGGAGACAUGGAUAUAGAAAUACUGAAGAUUGUCAAUGAAGAGAUGCAAAGACAUCGUCCAGGUCAUGCAGUCAAAAUGUUCAACCGAGCUGUAGAACCACAAGUGCACGCCUUGAACCAGUACAAGAAUACAGUAGCCACACGUCUACCAAAGGAAUUAAGCAAUGCAUCAGUAGUGUUCGAUAUCGACCGGCCUGAAUCAUUUGAAGAGUACGUGACAAAUAUCAAAGAGACUGUGGAGUUUGAUAUCAUUCAUUUUAUUCACUCUAUUUAUCAUAUCACUGAUGUAGAGAAAGCUCUGAAACACUGCUACGAGAAAGGAUUGGGCAAUCGAGGUGCCAUAGUUUUGCUUUUGGCUGGAAAAGAUGAUACUAUUCAGCUUUUAAGGAAACGCACGACGUGUGAAAUUAUUCAUUUUGGUAGUGAUAUCGUUGAAAUUGUACGACAAAAUGGCUGGCGUCACGAGGUUUAUCGCAAAGAUUAUUUUACCGAUGUAACCCAGGUAUUUGAUGAAGAAUCGAUCGAAGGAAACCUGUUGCUUGAUUUCUUUGCACAUUCAGAGGAUUUCCGCUUGAAUGAUGAUCAUGAAAAAGUCAAAAUAACCCUAGACUGCAUCAAAGAAAUGUCGACAUUUGAGGAUGGAAAGUUUUUGGCAAAGAAACAUGAGGAUGUACUUAUUAUUUUCAAGUAAUUAUAUAUCCGGUGAACAUUAAAAUAUUUUCAUCAAAACAUCAUUCCUCCAAGAUAUGACACCUUAAAAUUAAAUUAGUUCGGGUUGGAACAACAAUCGGUGCUCUGAGUUUCCAAGAUUUUAAAGGCUUUUUAUAUCAAAGAGCGAGGAGAAAUAAUCAGGAGGCAUAGACUAUUUAUGGAUAAGAUUUUUCUAGCCGAGCGGGUUGAUGAGACUGUCGGCAUUGAUAUCACAGGCCAGUAUCAUAGCCUGAUCGGGUCAAAUUUCUUGCCGCAGGCUUUAGUCCCGUUGCAACAUUUUAGCAAAUAGUCUGCACUGCUGAGCUGGAGAUUAAACAAAUAUCCUAAAUUUCGCCUUAUCUAGAGUUAACAAGCCUUAGCAGCUAUGUCAUCAAUUGCUUCUAUGGAACGUUUUGAUCCUGAGUUCAAAUCUUAUUCGAUCCAUUGGUAUCUUUUCUUAUCAUCUAUUUUAUCCACGUCUCAUCGCCAACUAAUCGUCUAAAUUGACAUUGAUCAUUCGGGAGACAAAAACGACUUGACCUUGGCAUGAGGCAUGAAUUGUCUCAGAGGUAUAUGGACAUAGCAACAAGGUGAAGACGAUGGAGUCUGUUCUUCUAAAUAACUGUUCUUAUACGAGUUUUUUUGCUGGGAAAGGGAUUUUGAGCUACAUUGUCGACAAUAGUUACAAGCAAAUGUGGCGUCAUUCCUUCUUUAAAAUAAUUUUGUUUCUGACAAACCUAGACAAACAUUUCUCAAGAACAAAAACGCCUUAUGAUAACGUUAUUACAAUCCUUUUUUUGGUUUCAAGGAAUUUUCAGGCCUGGCAAUCGUUGUUUUUUUUUUUUUUGGUCAAAACGACUUAUAUUUUUUUAGUUAGGAAAUUUUUAUUUUCCUUGCAAAUUUCUUAGAGAGUAUUCGGCCUUGAGAGUAUUCGGCCUUGAGAGUAUUCGGCCUUGAGAGUAUUCGGCCUUGAGAGUAUUCGGCCUUGAAAGGCACGUGAAAUCACGACAAAAUGUUGUUAGUACUAUGGCGCUAACAUGCAAUGUGCAUUUUCCCCGAGUUGAGGCUAACCAUGUAUUUCCAGAAGGUUCAUACACUGUAAAAAAUGCCUGGUUACGAUGACCAAUAAAAAUGGUCGUAACCAAACAGUAUUGGUUGUUUUGACCAAAAGUAUUUGGUUGAAACGAGUUGACCAAUUUCACUUCUGGUCACUGUAACCAUUUCUAUUGGUUGUUUGUGUAACCAAAGUCAAUUAUCAAAUAAAUCUUUGCGUGUCCAGAAAACGCGUUUUUUCACUCUAACAAAAUUUCUUCGCCUUUCAAAAGCAUUUGAUCACAAAAAAAAAAUCCUAUCUAAAUUGGUUGCAAUGAACAAUUUUGAAUGGGUUGUUCUAUAGCUUUUUUUCAGCACUUUUGGUUGGCAUAACUAUUAGAAAAUUGGUUAUAAAAAUCAAUAGAUAGUUUUAACAUUCUUAAAAUGAAUUUUAGCAUUGUCAGUUAUGGUCAGUUUUUACUGAAAAAUUACUAAUGGUUGAUCGGAUAAUCAAUUUUUGAGGUGGUUGUUUUUAACCAAUUUAAUUUGGUUAAAGCUAAUAACCUAUAUAUAACCAAUUAAUUAUUGGUUGAAAUAAUGAAGUAUAACCUGGGAAUA